Molecule: messenger RNA, 535 nt
Organism: Hibiscus syriacus
Lineage: Eukaryota; Viridiplantae; Streptophyta; Magnoliopsida; Malvales; Malvaceae
Product: calcium-binding protein CBP-like
Exons: 3
Coding region: 32-535 (167 amino acids)
Molecular function (GO): calcium ion binding
Source: RefSeq, a predicted model, not a curated record
AUCUCAUUUUUACCUACAAAAACAUUGAAGCAUGUCUGAUGAACCCUCCUCCAACUAUGGUCCUCCUCCGGCAGGCUGUUACGUUAGCCCGUUUUCGGCUCUGUUUCCGUCGACGUUUCCGCCGGAGACGGAUCCGAACAUCGUGGCUUGCUUUCAAUUGGCUGAUCAAGAUGGGAGUGGAUUUAUUGAUGAUAAGGAGUUGCGGACAGCUCUUACUACCUAUAAUGAAAGCUUCAGUUUGAGAACUAUCCAUUUGCUCAUGUAUCUCUUCACUAACAGUGACACAAGAAAGAUCGGUCCAAGGGAGUUUUCUUCAUUGUUCUAUAGUCUUCAGAGUUUUAGGGCCAUUUUUGAGAAAUCUGAUAGGGACAGUAGUGGUAAAAUCGACGCCAAUGGAAUGAGUGAGGCACUGUUGAGUCAAGGAAUUGCAGUUCCUCCCACUGUCAUGGAGUUGCUUGUAACCAAGUUCGACACAACUCGGGGUCCAUUAAUUUUCUUUGUUGUUGUUUUUGCCACUUCAAUUUUACAAAUUUAG